AAUUAAGUGUGAGGUCAUUUUGGAUUGGAAGAGAAGGCAGAAGAGAGGGAGAGAAAGAGAGAGACAUGGGAAGGCCUCCUUGCUGUGAGAAGGUUGGCAUCAAGAAGGGUCCAUGGACCCCUGAGGAGGACAUCAUCCUUGUCUCUUACAUCCAAGAACACGGUCCGGGCAAUUGGAGAUCAGUUCCCACAAACACUGGGUUGUUGAGGUGCAGCAAAAGUUGCAGGCUCAGAUGGACUAACUACCUCAGACCUGGAAUCAAGAGAGGGAACUUCACACCUCAUGAAGAAGGGAUGAUCAUUCAUUUGCAAGCUUUACUGGGUAACAAAUGGGCAGCCAUAGCUUCCUACCUCCCACAGAGAACAGACAAUGACAUAAAGAACUACUGGAACACCCACUUGAAGAAGAAGCUGAAGAAAUUUCAAUCAGCUCUAGACCCUCACAUGGCAUCAGACUCAACCACAAGUACCAGUCAUCAACUAAAUAUUGUAUCAAGGAGGAGUUUGAGUGAAGGGAGCUUAAAUAAUAUGGCAAGUCAUGCCUCCUCAGUUACUCUGAAGAACAACCAAUCCUCCACAUAUGCCUCGAGCACCGCAAACAUUUCGCGACUCCUGGAAGGUUGGAUGAGAUCCUCCCCAACCCCAAAGACACUGUCUAACACUAACCAUCUCAAACUCAAUGCAUCUGAUGAUCUUCAGGAUCAAGAAACACCUGCUGGAAAUCUAGUAUCUCGUCACGAAGAGUUAGAAUCGAUUUUGUCGUAUGAGAACUUGAACAAUGUUGCUUCAUGGGACAGGUCCACUUGUGAUUCUACUCAGUCUGAUAAUAAGUUGAACCCUCGAUGUGGUAAGGUUGCAAAUGAUGGCGAAAUAAUUCAUGAUGAUGAUCUUGUGCCUGAUCAUGAUCAGAAGAACAAGCAAAUUAUUAGAUGUGAGAGCAGUACAAGUGCUCCUCCAUUAUCAUUUCUCGAGAAGUGGCUGUUGGAUGAAAGUGCUGGACAAGUAGACGAUGAUCAGAUGAUGGAAUUGUCUCCGAUGUCCUCGGUUUGAGCUACCUAAAACAAAAACAAAAACCAACAAAGAAGGGUGUUUAUUGAUCUCUUUUGUGCUGAGGUUUCAACAAGUCUGGAAUCUCUAUGCUGAUAAUUGUAAUUUUUUUUUCUUCUCUUGCUGAAUGGAUUAAGGAAGUUGAUCAUCA
This is a messenger RNA of Prunus avium (sweet cherry), 1197 nucleotides long. It is a transcript of the gene MYB60, whose product is annotated as myb domain protein 60. NCBI's taxonomy places the organism in Eukaryota, Viridiplantae, Streptophyta, Magnoliopsida, Rosales, Rosaceae. The record is from RefSeq and is a predicted model, not a curated record. Gene Ontology annotation, biological process: response to auxin.